This is a messenger RNA of Astyanax mexicanus (Mexican tetra), 1737 nucleotides long. It is a transcript of the gene alkbh7, whose product is annotated as alkB homolog 7. The transcript is spliced from 4 exons. Gene Ontology annotation, biological process: fatty acid metabolic process; DNA damage response. Bases 92 to 844 code for a protein of 250 amino acids. Lineage: Eukaryota; Metazoa; Chordata; Actinopteri; Characiformes; Acestrorhamphidae. The record is from RefSeq and is a predicted model, not a curated record. Gene Ontology annotation, cellular component: mitochondrial matrix.
GGAGAGGCCGGAGUAAUAGCUCAAACUACAUUUCCCAGAGUGCACAGCGGUUCCAGUAUGGCGCUGCCCGUGCUGGCGGUGUCCUGUAGAUAUGUUAAAUCUCGCUGAACUGAGUGCAGUAAUGUCUGUUUAUCGCUCAGUGCGCGUAGGGAUGGUGCUGGGGCUCGGGCUGGUGUGGAGGACUGUGAGGCAGUGUGAGGGCAGAGCUGGGCUCAGGGCAGUGUCGGGCAGUGCUGCAGUACAGGGGCUUAGAGCAGGAGAGCACAGCUGGCUCUGUGGAUCCACUGCAGCUGUUUUACACACAGUGCAGGGACGCGUGGAGGUGAGGCAGAACUUCAUCACUGAGGAAGAGGAGAACGCCCUUCUUCAGGAGCUCGAGCCAGGACUGAAGAAAAAGAGAUACGAGUUCGACCACUGGGAUGACGCAAUUCAUGGUUACAGGGAGACGGAGCGGGCGCAGUGGGGAAGUGUUUGUACCGGUCUGUUGAGCCGUGUUAGAGGCGUGGCUUUUCCAGAAGGCAGUCCCCUGCUGGGGCCUGUGCAUGUCUUGGACCUCGACAAAGCCGGCUACAUCAAACCUCAUGUGGACAGUGUAAAGUUUUGUGGAAGCACCAUCGCUGGGCUCAGUCUUCUAUCUGACAGUGUUAUGCGGUUGGUUUUGGAGGAUAACUCUGCAGAAUGGGUGGAUCUGCUUUUAAGUCGACGUUCUCUCUACAUACUGAGGGAUGAAGCACGCUUUAAGUUCACACACGAGAUCCUGAAGGAUGCAGAUUCUUAUUUCUUAGGACAGAGAGUGCCUCGCCAGCGGCGGAUCUCUGUUAUUUGCAGAAACCUUCCUGUUUAGAUGGCUAAAGGUGGAGGACUUUUAUGUAUUAUCUUGGAAGGACAGUGAAACACAGUCUCUGGCUGGUAUGAAGAAGUUUUCAAAUUGGAUAUAUGGAAUAUAGCUGCUAAAUUCUCAUUUUGUUCUUAGACUUUAACGGCAAUGAGGGUAAUGAGAAAAUGGGGCUUGUGAAAAUAUUCAACUGUAAGUAAGAGCAAGUCGUUUGUGAAGUAUACAAAGUUAUACUAUAAUAAAAGUAGAAAUAAAUUUGGCAAAAUAUGACAUAUGAGACUUACAGGGGUUGGACAAUGAAACUAAAACACCUGUCAUUUUAGUGUGGGAGGCUCAUGGCUAAAUUGUAGCAGCCUGGUGGCCAAUCUUCAUUAAUUGCAAAUUGCAUCAGUAAGAGCAGAGUGUGAAGGUUCAAUUAGAAGGGUAAGAGCCCAGUUCUGCUCAAAAUAUUGCAAUGCACACAACAUUAUGGGUGACAUACCAGAGUUCAAAAGAGGACAAAUUGUUCGUGAUCAUCUUGCUGGUGCAUCUGUGACCAAGACAGUAAGUCUUUGUGAUGAAUCAAGAGCCACGGUAUCCAGGGUAAUGUCAGCAUACCCCCAAGAAGGACAAACCACAUCCAACAGGAUUAACUGUGGACGCUGUAAGAGGAAGCUGUCUGAAAGGGAUGUUCGGCUGCUAACCCGGAUUGCAUCCAAAAAACAUAAAACCACGGCUGAUCAAAUCACGGCAGAAUUCAAUGUGCCCCUCAAAUCUCCUGAACUGUCUGUCACCACAAUAAAUUAUUGUGCUCUAAAACCAGGGGUUUCAAUUUCAUUGUUCAACCCCUGUAUGUGAAUAUGAUUAUUAUAAGAGUUGCAGUUACAAAGCUGUAUUUCUACUUGAGUAAAAAUACAGAAAUA